UACUCCAGCAUGUGCAUCCACACUGCUGUUUAAUACUUCUCCCGCUCCUGCCUUGCCAGCAGCUCAUCUCGCUGUCUGGAGCUCUGCUGGGCUGGUUCUGCCGAGUGCGCUCUGCUUGCCAACAGCCCAGGGUAUCUCCCCAAAGUUUUCUUUCACUCUAGUGUGCUCUGACAUGGAUGGAAUGGGGGACAACUUCAGGACGCCCAGGCACAAUGAAGAGCAGGUGGGAGACAACGGUUCCAACCAGGUGCUGACAGAGCAGCCUCGAGCUCAGCCUCCGGCCAGGGCCAGGAACCGGUCUCGAUACGCCAUCAGAUUCAUGGCAGUUAUCAGCAUCAUCACUGCCCUAGUUGUAGCUUUGGCAGUGGUAACCUCCAAACGUCACUCCUCGCCGCUGGACCUCCCUGGUGCCGCGUGCCCAGAUGACUGGGUUGGCUACCGAGGGAAAUGCUACCUCUUCUCAAAAGCAGAUGGGACCUGGAACGAAGGCCAGAGCAACUGCUCUUCACUCAACGCUUCCCUGGCUGUCAUUGACACCCAGAAAGACCUGGAUUUCCUGCAGCAACAUAAACGCUCCCCUGAAUGCUGGAUCGGCCUCUGCAGGAGGGACCUGGCCCAGCCCUGGAGAUGGGUGGAUGGUACAGAAUUCAACAACAGCCUGUUCAAAGUGGAAGGAGACGGACUAUAUGUAUAUCUCAACGACCGCCCCAGCAUCUCAUUGGGCCAGAACGCCAUGAAAUGGAUCUGUAGCCAGCCGGAUGAACUGGCAAAGAGGAAACAAAAUGGGGCCCUGCAAGCUUUACUGGAGUGAAGCAAAUCCCCUCUCUUCAGCUGCCACUGCUGCUUCCUAUAUAACAGAUAUUGAAUAGCUGCUUUAAAUGCCAUACUCUGGAGCUAGGAGAGCAACUCCAGAAGCAGGGCUCUACCCAGGGGCGGCUCUAAGAAUUUGGCCACCCCAAGCAGGGCGGGACGUCGCAGGGGGCGUGCUGCUGGGCGCUGGUCCCGCACCUCCGCGAGACCUCCAGCAGACAUGCGUGCAGAGGGACGGCUGGUCCCGCGCCUACGGUGGAG
Mauremys mutica (yellowpond turtle) is the source of this 1071-nucleotide messenger RNA. RefSeq names its product C-type lectin domain family 2 member B-like. The record is from RefSeq and is a predicted model, not a curated record. Bases 173 to 811 code for a protein of 212 amino acids. NCBI's taxonomy places the organism in Eukaryota, Metazoa, Chordata, Testudines, Geoemydidae. The transcript has 6 exons.